This is a messenger RNA of Lathyrus sativus (Indian pea), 1878 nucleotides long. NCBI's taxonomy places the organism in Eukaryota, Viridiplantae, Streptophyta, Magnoliopsida, Fabales, Fabaceae. The record is from the annotation of a GenBank genome assembly.
AUGUCUUUUGAACAAACCUUUACUCCUAUAGAAGUUAUGCAAGAGAAUUUGGCAGUCUCAAACGCAAAUGAGUCUAACGUUGUUGCUUCAAAUGGUCCGAAUGUAGAAAUUAAUUCAACUCCUAAUGAAAUUGAAAGUCCUAUUUCAUGUGAAGUUGACACUGAAGGUCUUAAAAGAAAGUUAACUUCUGAAGUUUGGAACCAUUUCAAAAGGCAAAAAAUAGAUGGAAAGUUGAAGGCCAUUUGUAACUAUUAUGGUGCAAAACUCUUGGGUGUUCCAAAACAAGGAACGUCACACUUAAAAUCACACAUUAAGUCUUGUCCACGUCGAACAAAUCGAGAUAUAAAGCAAGCUUUGAUAAAAACUGAACAAGUUGAUGGUCAAACUGUAAUGGUAGGUUCUUAUGCAUUUAACCAAGACAUAGCAAGGUAUGGUGUUGCUAAGAUGAUAAUUCUUCAUGAGUAUCCUCUAGCAAUCGUUGAACACAUUGGUUUUAGAGAAUUUUUUGCUUCUAUGCAACCUCUAUUUAAGGUGGUUUCUCGUAACACUAUCAAGAAUGACAUCAUGAAAAUUUAUAACGAUGAGAAAGAGAAUACCAUGAAGUUGUUGUCAAAGAAUCAAAGUCGUAUUGCAAUCACCAGUGAUAUGUGGACUUCAAGUAACCAGAAUAAAGGCUAUAUGACAGUUACAGCUCACUUUAUUGAUGAUUCAUGGACCCUUCAAAGUCGACUUGUAAGGUUCAUUUAUGUGCCUGCUCCUCAUACUAGCAAAACUCUAGCUGAUACCUUGAUUCAAUCUUUGAUGGAUUGGAACCUAGAUACAAAGUUGUCCACAAUGACUGUUGAUAAUUGUUCUACGAAUGAUGCUAUGGUUGAACGCAUUUUAAAUAAGAUUACACCUAGAACUAGGUGGAAUUCUACAUUCUUAAUGCUUAAUGUUGCCAUACAAUAUAAAGAUGUGUUUGGUCGAUUGGCAAAACGAGAUACUCAAUAUAAAACCUUGCCUAGUGAAAAUAAAUGGAUGAAAGAAAAAGAAAUUUGUGAAAGGUUGGAAGUUUUUUAUGAUGUUACACAACUAUUUUCUGGUACCAAGUAUCCAACUGCAAAUGUUUAUUUUCCCAAAGUAUGUGAAAUGAAAUUGGCUUUAGUUGAAUGGCUUAGUUCUACUGAUUGUGUCAUUAAAGACAUGGCUUCAAGUAUGCUUUCUAAGUUUGACAAAUAUUGGAAGGUGGUCAAUGGAGUGAUGGCAAUAGGCAUUAUGUUAGAUCCAAGGUACAAAGUUGAUUUGUUAGAUUACUUUUUUCCUCUAAUUUAUGGAGAUGAAGCUGAUAAUGAAAUUGAGAAGGUAAAAUCUUUGUUUCAAAAUAUGGUAAUUGAGUAUAAUUUGAAAAUAAAGGAGAAAGAGAAUGUUUCUUCAUCCUCAAAUCAAACUCAAAUUGUGUCUGAUGCAAUUGUUGUUGGCAAAAAAGAAGCUUGGAGGUCUAAUUUUGCAAAACAUGUCAGUGCAAAAAAAAGUGUCAUGUCUAGUAGGUCAGAAUUUGACGGAUAUAUAGAGGAGAAAGUGUUACCGGAUGAUGAAAAUUUUGACAUCUUAGGUUGGUGGAAGGUUAGUGGAUUAAAAUAUCCAAUCUUGAAAAUGAUUGCAAGGGACUUCUUAGCAAUUCCUAUUUCAACGGUUGCUUCCGAGUCUUCUUUUAGCACAAGUGGUCGGGUUCUUACUCCUCAUCAUAGUAGAUUGCGUUCCGAUACUUUAGAGGCAUUGAUGUGUGUCCAAGAUUGGCUAUGGACUGAUGUGAAAGGUUAUACCAAAUCAAAAGUUGAGGUUAUUGAAAUUAAUUCAGUAUUGGAAGAUAUGGAUGCUGACAUUAUUAGUGAAUGA